GUUAAUUUGGAUUCAAAUCAUAUUUAUAAUUGUAUUUAAAAAAAUUAACUUACAAUUACAUGCAAUAAAAUAAAACAAAAUAAAAAAUUAAAAUACUUUACUAAUGUUAGAUUUAAGUGGAAUUCCUCCCAACCGACAUAUAUAUUGCACAGUUGCCAGUUGCCGGUUGCAACUCACCCAGAUUCGCCACUUUGUGUUGUCAUCAAACAGUAUAAACUUCUUUCCUCUCUCUCUCUCUCUUUCUUUCUCUCUCUCACACACACAAACACACAGAAACAAUGGCGGGCGGCGAAAAUGGAGUGCACAUACUAGUGUUCCCAUACCCAGCACAAGGGCACAUGCUUCCACUUCUCGAUCUAUCUCACCAACUCUCUCUCCGAGGUUUAUCCAUUACAAUCUUAAUCACUCCGAAAAACCUCCCAAUCUUGAAACCACUUCUAUCAGCCAAUCCUUCAAUCCAAACCCUAGUUUUCCCAUUCCCAAAAUACCCCUCGAUCCCACCUGGUGUAGAAAACAUCAAAGAUCUAGGCAACAAAGGGAAUAUACCAAUGAUGCUCGCCCUCACCCAACUCCAAGACCCAAUAAUCCAGUGGUACAGGUCACACAGUAACCCCCCUGUUGCCCUCCUCUCCGAUUUCUUCCUCGGCUGGACCCACCACUUAGCAAACCACCUUUCUAUUCCCAGGAUUGUUUUUUACUGUUCUGGAGCCUUUGCAGUAAAUGUUUUUGACCACCUCUGGACUAAUCCAGAGGCAGUAAAACCUGGGGGUGAGGUAAAGUUUCAAGAUUUACCCGGGUCGCCGAGUUUUACUUGGGAGCAGCUUCCUUCCCUGUUCCGCCAGUACAUGGAAUCAAAUCCCAAUACCGACUUGGACUCGAUCAAGACUUCAAUGGCUGCCAACUGUUUGAGCUGGGCUUCUGUUUUCAACACUUUCGACGCCUUGGAGCACGAGUUCUUGGACUACUUGAAUAACAAAACGGGCCAUCCACGGGUCUACAGCGUCGGCCCGAUCGAUAUGGUUGUUGGAUCCGACAAAUUGCGGGCGGGUCAUGACAAUGCUCAUGCUGACACUGCGUUAAUGUCAUGGCUCGAUAAAUGCGAAGAUGGGUCCGUUUUGUACGUGUGCUUCGGGAGUCAAAAGAUUCUCAACAAAACCCAAACGGAGGCACUGGCGAACGGGCUCGAAACAAGUGGCGCCCCCUUCGUUUGGAUCGUGAAUGACCACGGGUCGGUACCCAACCGUGUUUCGAAACGGGGCUUCGUUGUAAACGGGUGGGCCCCGCAGAGGGCGAUACUGGGUCACCGGGCGGUGGGUGGAUUUCUGAGCCAUUGCGGGUGGAACUCGGUGCUGGAGGCGGUGGGGUCCGGGGCGGUGAUAUUGGGGUGGCCGAUGGAAGCGGAGCAGUUUGUGAACGCUAGGCUGCUGGUGGAGCGUAAGGGGGCGGCGGUCCUGGUGGCGGAAGGCGGUGACUCGGUGCCUGACUCGGCUGAGUUGGCUCGGAAAAUCGCCGAGUCGAUGCGUGGAGAUGCUGUGGAGAGAGUUAGAGCAAAGGAACUAAGAGAUGAGGCGUGGGAAGCAGUUAAGGUUGGUGGGAGUUCGGACAGAGAUUUGGAUAGGCUUGUCCAAGAACUAGCCCAAUUAAAAAGUCAAUAAUUAAUGUUUGUAAUAAUUCAGCAUGUAUUUGCCUCAAAUAAAAAGUUUGAUUUCAACACUAUCA
Erythranthe guttata (spotted monkey flower) is the source of this 1719-nucleotide messenger RNA. Its product is annotated as UDP-glycosyltransferase 89A2. The record is from RefSeq and is a predicted model, not a curated record. NCBI's taxonomy places the organism in Eukaryota, Viridiplantae, Streptophyta, Magnoliopsida, Lamiales, Phrymaceae. Gene Ontology annotation, molecular function: UDP-glucosyltransferase activity.